AUGAAUAAGAUAAAAGGCACUUUCCAAAAAAAACUAACAACUCAAGAAUAUCCUGUAAAAAAAGAAGCAAAAUGCAUAACCAAAAAUAAAAACAUUAAUAACAUUAAUGCUGGAAAGCAUAACAAUGCGUUGGCUCAAUUAAAUAAAAAUGUAGGACGGAUAAAAGAAGAAGAUAAUAUAGUUAAUAAAAUAAAAGAGCUAAAUCUACAUUUACUGCAAAAUGAAGAUGAAAUAAAUAAUAUGCGACAGGAAAAUGAAUCACUAUCCUCACAAGUUAUUAAUUUUUCUAACAAAUGUAAAGAACUACAAUUCAUAUGUACAGAAAAAGAAAAUGAAAAUAAUCGGCUGAAAGAAAACAUUCAAAUGUUAAUGCAUGAAUUAAAUAGAAUUAAAACAGAAAAGGAAAAAAUAGAACAACAGAAUAAAGAUUUUGUAAAUAUAGACAAGAAUAAAAAUAUUGAUAUAGCUAAUAUGAAAAAAGAUAUUUUUAUUUUAAAAAAUGAACUAAAUGAAAAAGAUAAUGAAAUAAAUAAUUUAAAUGAAAAUAUCAAAUUAUUAAAUGAAAAAAUUAUUAUUAUAAAUGAGGAAAAUAUAAAAAACAAACAAGAUGUAAACAAUAAUAUAAAGAAGCAAGAUAAAAUAAAUGAGAAUGUAAAUGAAAAAGAAUUUCAAAUACAAUCAUUACAAGAUAAGAUACACAAAUUAAACAAAAUUAUUAAAGACAAAAAUGAAGAUAAUGAUAAAUGUAAAAAAAAAAUAUUGCUGCAGAAUGAUAAACUUACUUGUCUAAAUAAUAAAAUACAAAAUCUAGAAAAAAAACAAGCAGAUGACAUCGAAAAAAUUAAAAAAUAUACAGAAAGCAUUAAACUUAUAAAAAAGAAAUAUAACAAUAAUAAACGACAGGAGAAAGAGGAUGAAAACAAAAUGGUUGAUCACAAAAAGCAACAUGAGGAUUCUAUAUUUAAGUCACAGUUUUAUAAUGUAAAUAAAAAAAAUAAAGACAAAAAAAUUAGCCAAGUUACAAAUAUUCAAAAUCAUCAAAAUAGUUUUCUAACAAAAUCAAAAAACAUAAACAAAGAGAAAAGCAAUAUAAGCAAUACUACUAGCAGUAGUAGUGACAGUGAUGAUAGCGAAAUUCAGAGUCCUCAAAUUGUUAAUUUCUCCGAAAAGUAUAAUGUAAAUAAAAAUAUGAAGAAAGGCAAAGAUACAAACAAAAUAUAA
This is a messenger RNA of Plasmodium vinckei vinckei, 1221 nucleotides long. Its product is annotated as conserved Plasmodium protein, unknown function. The coding region runs from base 1 to 1221 and encodes 406 amino acids. Lineage: Eukaryota; Apicomplexa; Aconoidasida; Haemosporida; Plasmodiidae. The record is from RefSeq and is a predicted model, not a curated record. The transcript is spliced from 3 exons.